CUAUGAUCAUUUGUUUUAGGUUUCAACGCAGCAAAGAUGGCGUCUGCUUUUCGGUUGGUGCUCCUCCUCAGCUCCAUCAUCGGCAUCUUGACCAUUAAAGCUGCGUCUGCUCAAAGUGAAAACUUUGGAGAGGCAGCUUCUGUCUGUCCUGCUCCUUGUCCUCCUGGUUGGACCCAGUUUGGCUCUCGAUGCUUUAUUUUCUACUACCAGUCCAGGACAUGGAGUGAUGCAGAGAAAUUCUGCAUUUCUAUUGGAGGAAAUCUGGCCUCGAUCCACAGCUUAGAUGAAAACAACUUCAUCAGUGAGAUGGUGGAAAGACAGACCGGUUACUCUCGAGACACCUGGAUUGGAGGCUACGAUGCAGUCAGUGAGAACACAUGGUUGUGGAGUGAUGGGUCAGCAUUUGAGUUUACGCACUGGCACACCAACCAGCCGGACAAUAGUGGAAGUCAACACUGUUUGGAAAUAAACUAUGGAGGAAGCCAUUGGAAUGACAUUCGGUGCUCCAUGGGCAUGCCUUUUGUUUGUGCCAGAGACAUCUGAUGCAUAUCUGCAGCUUCUUUCCAGGCUACAGCUCCUUCAGAUCCAAACAGAGAAACUCCACUCUUUUAAUCCCCUGCUUCUGUCCAUGAAAUCAACCUAAAUAAUUUUUCUUUGGUCAUUUUACAGUCUUGCAAUAAAGAAUUAUAUUGUUUAGAUAUUGUUUUAUGUUGGGUUGAUUAUUUCUUUAUCAUGUAUUCGGAAAAAUAAGUGAUGAAAUUUGAUUAAAACCUAACUGUCUGAUAUGAUUUUUCU
This is a messenger RNA of Cyprinodon variegatus (sheepshead minnow), 795 nucleotides long. Its product is annotated as galactose-specific lectin nattectin-like. Gene Ontology annotation, molecular function: signaling receptor activity. The record is from RefSeq and is a predicted model, not a curated record. The transcript is spliced from 7 exons. Bases 37 to 543 code for a protein of 168 amino acids. NCBI's taxonomy places the organism in Eukaryota, Metazoa, Chordata, Actinopteri, Cyprinodontiformes, Cyprinodontidae.